Messenger RNA from Talaromyces atroroseus, 990 nucleotides. RefSeq lists its product as hypothetical. NCBI's taxonomy places the organism in Eukaryota, Fungi, Ascomycota, Eurotiomycetes, Eurotiales, Trichocomaceae. The record is from RefSeq and is a predicted model, not a curated record. Bases 1 to 990 code for a protein of 329 amino acids. The transcript has a single exon.
AUGAGAAACGCUAUUUCGUUGCUCAGCUCGGCAGUGCUGCCCUUGCUAGCCAUAGCUUCCAACACACCCGGCUUUCGAGUUGCAGAAACCAGUCCAUUCACCGUCUAUCAGUACUCAGAAAACGGAACGUGGAUUGCAAAUAUAGCUAACCGGCCGAACAAUGAUCUGGUUAUCACACGAACCGAUGUGCCAGAAGUAUGGACCAUCAAUGUGGACGAAGGCACUGCUCAGCUAGCCACAAACAUCUCAGAUGCCAGAAAUCUAAUUGGAAUCUCUGCGAUUGAUGAUGAUGAGUACGUGGUUAUUGGGGGAAACCUGAACACUACCACACUCGCUCCAGAAAUAGGCUCAUUUUCGGCAUGGAAAGUCACUAUCGACUCUGACAAUAAUGCCACAGCAUGCCUAAUUGCAGCCAUUCCCGAAGCGGGAUUUUUACAUGGAGUCACGACUUUCCAGAAGACCAGAGACACUGUUUAUGUAUUGAUCGCAGAUGCUGUCCAGGGCGCAAUUUACAAGUUGGACACAACAAGCGGUGAAUACUCUAUUGUUAUUCAAGACGACGGUCUAUCUGGGGUAAACAAUCUGCACAUGCAGAACAAACACCUAUACUUUACUGCUACGCAGAAGAAGAUCUUUGGCCGUGUGCCGGUCGACCUUGAACAAGGCAAUGCUACUGGAUCUAUCGAGAUUAUUUUGGACGACCAGAACCUUGUGACUGAUGGAUUUGCCCUGGCUCCGAACGGCAGUGUAGCUUUCAUGGCAACAUUUACUCAGAAUUCCAUAAUCACAAUCGACCUUGACGCCGAUGAUCACCCAACCAAUGUCAUUUACGGCGGAAUCAAUUCGACUGACAUUGCCGGACCAACAACCGUCCAAUUUGUUCAAAACGGACCCUGGGGAACUUUGUACAUUGCGACCAAUGGUGGCCAGACUGCGCCUGUCGGAGGGAGCUUUGUUGAGCCUGCCAAGAUUGCAGGCGUCUACCUCUAA